AUGGAGACGUCAGCGCCCUCUGCUGAUGACUCAGCCUCUAUCACACAGCCCGAUUGUUUCAGCUACAAUGACACCAUGCAUCCCUACGUACAAUUCAGAGCAUUUAAUGAAUUUUCCGCCGUGUCUUUCACUUGUAACAACAAUUUCACGAAAGGGAUAAAAGUCUCACCUGAUGGUCUUUGUCUCUUAACCAGUAGUGACGAUCAUAUUCUUCGUCUAUUUGAACUAAAUCAUGAUAAGUCCCAUUCCAGUACGAGUCUACUACAAGCCAAAGAAGGUGGUACAGUGUACGACUACGAGUGGUAUCCACUCAUGUCGUCCAGUGAUCCAAAUUCGUGUGUUUUUGUAAGCACCAGUCAAGACCAGCCAGUACAUCUAUGGGACGCCUAUACGGGGGAACUCCGAGCUUCUUAUCGAGCUUUUGACCAUAUGGAUGAGCUAGCAAGUGCUCAGAGUCUGGCAUUUAGUUCUACAGCUACCAAGCUCUUUGCCGGUUUUGACCGGAUCAUUCGAUUCUUUGAUCUGUCGCAACCCAGUAGAGACUUUAGGGCCAGACCAUUAAGCAAGACUCGACGCUCUCGUAAAGGUCAGCGAGGGUUGAUUAGUACGCUGCAUUUUAAUCCUGAUCAUUCCAAGAUUUAUGCGGCGGGGUCGUAUGGCGGAACGACUUGUGUGUACACUGAGGACGAGGGGGAAGAGCUACUGACACUGCGCGAUCAUGACGGUCGUGGAAUUACUCAAGUACGAUUUUCUCCAUGUGGACGGUUCCUAUUUACGGCUGCGCGACACGAUGCACGGAUUCAUUGCUGGGAUAUACGUGCAACGAAUGAGAUUUUGCAUUCCUUCAACCGUGUAGCUGACACGAAUCAACGGAUAGAAUUUGAUUUGCAUUGCGGCGGGAGAUAUUUAGCUACUGGUAGUCGCAAUGGUCGAGUCAUGCUUUAUGAUGUGCUAACUGGAGAUCUGUUGGACGAGAGUAUUCGGUUACCUGACUGUGCCAAUGGAGUGUCGUUCUUCCCUGACGUCUCCAAAGCCAGGAUUGCUGUUUGCAGCGGCCAAAGGCACUACAAUUUGCCGGAAGAUAUGCAGGAUGAGAACGAUGACAUUGUCAAUGGAAAUGAAGUGGCCAAAGAGACACAACUCAACUCGAAAGUGCGAAAUGUGCUUGAGGUGUAUGACUUUCAAAUGCCUCAGGAUGAAAGCAAACACGAUGCUUCUGAAGGACCGUCGAACGAGCCUGCUGAUUGA
Molecule: messenger RNA, 1248 nt
Organism: Peronospora farinosa
Lineage: Eukaryota; Oomycota; Peronosporomycetes; Peronosporales; Peronosporaceae
Source: the annotation of a GenBank genome assembly